Molecule: messenger RNA, 1425 nt
Organism: Paramecium tetraurelia
Lineage: Eukaryota; Ciliophora; Oligohymenophorea; Peniculida; Parameciidae
Exons: 5
Biological process (GO): chromatin remodeling; regulation of transcription by RNA polymerase II
Cellular component (GO): nucleus
Molecular function (GO): zinc ion binding; transcription coactivator activity; chromatin binding
Source: RefSeq, a predicted model, not a curated record
GAAGUUCUUGAGUGACAAAGAAAACGGAAAAAAGAAGACAAAGAAAAAUCAGAACUAAAAGAUGGAGUAGGAGGGGAAUCGCGAGGAAAUUAUUUAUCAUAAUCUAUAUUUCCCAUAUAACAAAGUGCAUUGUGACAACUGUGAAAAAGAUAUAACAAAAUAAGCGCGAAUUCUAUGCAACGACUGUCCAAAUGCGAUAGAUAUUUGCAUGAAUUGCUUUUUAAACCUCCAAGAAUUUGAAUCUCACGUAAUCAGCCAUUCUUACUCUAUAAUAAACAAAUUGAAUUUUCCCAUAUUUGUAGAGGAUUGGACAGCUGAAGAAGAAUUAUUAUUGUUGGAAGGAUUGGAGAAGAAGGGAUUUGGUAAUUGGCAAGACAUAGCUGAAAUGCUUGGCGGAGAAAAAGCACAGGAAGAAAUAGCACAACAUUAUGAUGAUAUUAUUUUGAGUGGGGAAUUUAGAAAGAUGCCACUAUUAUCCAAAAGAAACCAAGAUACUCUUGAGUUAAUUAAACCAAAAAGAGCACAAACAGCUCCAAAAAGAAUAAAGGAAGAACAGAAUAUAACCAAAACUGGUCGUUUAACACCCAACAUGUCUUCUUAGAGUGGUUAGGAAAUAGUAGGAUUUAUGCCCAAAAGAGGAGACUUUGACAUCGAAUUCGAUAAUGAUGCAGAACUAUUGUUGGCAGAAAUGGAAUUCAAUGAUGAUGACAAGCCAUUUGAAAUCGAUAUGAAAUUAAAAGUUCUUGAUAUUUACAAUAUAAGAUUGGAUGAGAGAAUCAAAAGAAAGAAGUUCGUUAUUGAAAGAGACUUGCUCAAUUUAAAGAAACAGAAUAUCUAAGAUAAAUCUAGAUCAAAAGAGGAGAAGGAAUUACAUAACUUAAUGAAACCAUUUGCAAGAUUCAAUAAACCAGAAGAUCACGAAAGAUUAGUGUAGAAUCUAAUCAAAGAAAAGCAACUUAGAGCUAAGAUCGAGGAGUUGAGAUACUAUAGGAAAUUAGGCAUGAAGACUUUUGAAGAGGUUGAGGAGUAUCUGGCUGAAAAGAGGAAGAGAGAUGAACAGUAUCAAAGGAGAUAAAAACAAAAUGAUUCAUUUGUUUAUGACUCAUAAAAAUAAAGGUUUAUGCAAAGAAGAACCAGGUUCAUUCCUUUGAUGGAGGGAAGGGAUAAACAUAAAUCAGGUCCAUCUUUUUGUGAAGAGGAAUACUAAUUGUGUCAAAAAUUAGGACUAACCGAAUAAGAAUAUUUGAUACUCAAAGAGGUACUUGUGAGGGAAUCAGUCAAAAAUGGAAUCAUCAAGAAAGAUUAGGCACUACAAAACUUCAAGUUAGACAAAGAACGUGUCACAGGAGUUUUUGAUUACUUGGUUGUUAAGGGUUUAAUACAUGAGAAAGAAUGAAUUAUAAAUUAAUCAAUAAUAUUAUUAUC